This is a messenger RNA of Synchiropus splendidus (mandarinfish), 1246 nucleotides long. It is a transcript of the gene rpa3, whose product is annotated as replication protein A3. Gene Ontology annotation, cellular component: nucleus; DNA replication factor A complex; site of double-strand break. Gene Ontology annotation, molecular function: single-stranded DNA binding; damaged DNA binding. Gene Ontology annotation, biological process: nucleotide-excision repair; double-strand break repair via homologous recombination; mismatch repair. Lineage: Eukaryota; Metazoa; Chordata; Actinopteri; Syngnathiformes; Callionymidae. The transcript is spliced from 4 exons. The coding region runs from base 731 to 1162 and encodes 143 amino acids. The record is from RefSeq and is a predicted model, not a curated record.
UUGAGCUCAGUGUCUUACCAAUGAUAACAAAGCCUCCUUCACUUUCUUUCUCUGACUGUGACUUCUUUGAAUCUUUUCGAAGACCAAAAAAGCUUAACAUGGCUGUUCCCUGCCAAGGCAAAAAGACAAGUAGAAAACCCAUGUUAUGUACACACUGGCUAAUCGAUGUAGCAUAAGAAUCGACCAAUGCUGAACAGCACUUCGCCCGGCUUUGAACAUCUUGUCAAUCAUCUCUAUAAUCAUAACUAUAACAUUUAACGGAAACGUACACGGGAGUCAAUAGUGACGAUGAAAUAAUCAGUGUAUAUGUUUAGAGCACAUAGUAUUCAUUAGAUACAAAAUUGUUAUAGGAAAUUGUCCGGUGUUUUGAGACGCACAGCAUUGUUGUCGAAACGAGUGAGGGAGAGUUUACUGUACGACAUUAACGCCACACGAACGGUUCUGCAGUCAUAAUACAUAAUUUUGUUGUAAUCGUCAUUAUAGAUUUUUAGCUUUUUAAUUCAACAGCUGAUGUGACUGACCUGAAUAUGUUUCCACAGUUUGAAACUGUCUUCUAUUUCUUCCAAAACAACAGCGGAACUGUUUAGGACGGACACCUUUGGGAUCGUCCAGCGGAUAUGACGCAGCAACAGUCUUGUUCGAUUUCAGCACCGGUUCCUCCCGUCAAAUGCGAGCCAUUGUUAUUGAAUGGAGCUCCCGCUCUUCUGCACCGGUCUGAGACGAAAAACAUAUGAUAGCGGUUCCCGCGCGAUACCGCGCACUGUUCUUGCUAAGCGCCAGUCCGCGAGACGACAUGUCGGCGGUACUCGAUAACCCUAGACCUCGAAUUAACCACUCUAUGCUCUUGCAGCACAUUGGCAGACCUGUUUGCUUCGUGGGUCGUGUUGAGAAGGUUAGCCCAAAUGGGAAGACCUUCACUGUCGCAGAUGGAGAGAGCAGAACAGUUACAGUUGAGCUCAAUGAACCGCAUGACGGGGAGCUAAAUGGUGUUGUGGAGGUGGUUGGAAUGGUGUCCAACAAAGGAGUUCUUAUGGCCACCACCUACAGUAUGCUCCAGGAAGCCAAGGGUGUUCCAUUUGAUCUGGAGCUGUAUAAUGAAGCGGUGAAGAUCAUCCGAGAUUUUCCUCAGCAUUAUCCUUUUCACGUGGCUGCCAGUGGAUGAAUCUUUGUUUGCUCACUUUGUUUCGACGUUUGAGUUGAGCAUAAUGUACUAUUUGGUGUUAUUGCAUUCAUAAAAACAUUUGAA